Messenger RNA from Fonticula alba, 4470 nucleotides. RefSeq lists its product as hypothetical. Gene Ontology annotation, biological process: transmembrane transport. The transcript has 7 exons. Lineage: Eukaryota; Rotosphaerida; Fonticulaceae. The coding region runs from base 1 to 4470 and encodes 1489 amino acids. Gene Ontology annotation, cellular component: membrane. The record is from RefSeq and is a predicted model, not a curated record.
AUGUCCCUCUCCGACACCGGCAUUGAGCUGAGCAACUUCAGCAGCCCCUCAGUGCAGUCGGACAUCCCCUCCUCAAUGGCCUCCUCGGUGGAGGCCUUCUCAACGGUCCCCAGCGAACCGGGGCUCAGCAUGCCAAAGAAGUACGGCUCGCCCCUAUCCGGCCACAUGAGCAAGGCAUCCCUCGGAGCCGACCUGGAGCCCGACCUGGAUCCCACCACGGACCCGGCCGAUGAUGCACGCCUCGCGGCGCAGGAUUACCAGCAGCAGCAUGCGACCGCCGGGUCCGGUAGCCGGGGUCGCACCCUCUUGCACCAAAGCGUGGCCACCAUCCGGUUCUACUUCACCCAGACCGCUCGUCAUGUUACGCGCAAUCCCGGAUCCGCUUUCCUGGCUUUGCUGGCCGUGACCAUCGCCGUGCUGGCGGUGGGUGUGGCCCUGACCGCGCUCGAGGUGGCCCCAGUCCUGUUCCUGGGCAUGGCCGAGUCCAAGGCCGCCGAGAUUGACCUGCUCUUGACCCCGGCCCAGCUGGGCGGUGACAUCGACUUCCUGGCCUUGAACUUCACUCUCCUGGACCAGGAGCUGGCACGGGACAACUUGGCCGACGCACCGGCCCACGGUGCCGAGGCCGCGGUGUCCGUCUCGCCCGAUGGCCUGGAGCAACUGGCCUCCGGGCAAUUCUCCGGCGCCUGGCAAUGGCGUGCGCGCACCGGGCGCAAGAACAUCCGCGUCAAUAUCAACUCCCUGGGCACUUGCCUUGUGCAGUCAGAUGUCAGCGCCAUCGGUGGUGCUGGUGGCAGCAGCAACAGCAACAGCAGCAGCAACAACAGCAACAGCAACAGCAACAGCGGUGGGGCCGGGGCGCGCAUGCUGGCCGACCCGGGCCCCGCAUCGGACUUCGAAUCUCCCAUUCCCGAUGGCGAGGCCCCUCCGGCCGUGGAAUCCUUUGUCGAUGGCCAGGCCGGCUGGGCGCCGCCCUUGACCCCGAUCGACCGGCAUUCACGGAUGAAUUUCAGCACCUGGACGCGCGCGCUCGGCCGCUGGACCGGCAUCACCCCGGCCCCGGCAUCCCCUCGUCGGAUGGAGCCCUUCCGCAUCGCGGAGUACAUUCCGCCCGACUCGCAGCAGCAGCAGAACCUCUGCAUCGAGGACGCCCGCCAGUGCCGGGAGCUCCUCUGUCCCCCGUCCAUGACCGGCAGCAUCCUGCUGGUGGAUGCCAAGCGCGAACGGGCCAUGGGCCUCGGCCGUGGCUGGACCAACACCCUGGAGCGCGGCACGUGUGUCAUCCACCGUGAGGUGGCUCGAACGGUCGGCCUGCAAGCCGGCGACCAUCUGCUGGUCACUUUCCAUGUGGACUCCAAGGCUACCCUCCUGCCCUACUUCCAUGCCAUUGGCCUGAACAUCACCGAAACCGAUGAGGAAUCUGGCAGCCUGGCCAUGCCGUUGAACACCGUGACCGUGUCCCUGCCUUUGCGCGUGUCCGAGGUGGUUUCCUCAUCGAAGGGCAAGUGGCCUUCCCGCAAUCGAGACGUCAUCAUCAUGGACAUCCACAACUUCCUGCCACUGGCCAGCAGCGGCAUUGAGCCGGAUGCCAAGUUCACCGAGCAAGUCCUGGCGGACCUGGCCGCGUUGGACCCACUGGUCGCCGUGGACAGCGUUCUCUUUGCCAUUCCCCCGGUUGGGGAGGAGUCGCUGCGACUGAGCCAGCUCGAGGGGUACUACGAUCCGGCUUUGGGGCAAACGUCGCCGGCGCUGCUCGACCGGCCCGGGCUCCAACGGCACGAGGCCUACAUUCGGUCGAACUUCGACACCUCGGCGCGCGAAGUGACGCGCUGGGCCUCGCGCAUUGCCACGCGCUUGGGUCUGACGCAAUUUGAAAACCAAUUGCCGGUGCUCGUGGAGUACGAGGAGACGGCCUACGCCACGGCCUUCCUGAGUCUGGCCCUGAACAUCAUCAUCAUCCUCCUGGCGGCCGUGAGCGCGCUGCUGGUGGAUGCGUUGUUGAUUGCCGCGGCCGAGGCGCGGGCCUCCGACUGGGCCAAACUCCGGGUGUUGGGGUUGCGGCGGACGCCGCAUGUGGCGGCCCUGGUGCUGAUCCACGCCCUCGGGGCGGUGGGCAUCCCGGCCACCGUGAUCGGUCUCUGCCUGGCGCAGGCUCUCCAUUCGGGGGUUGUGCGCUCGGUGCUCGGGUCCUUCGUGCCCGGGGUGACCAUUGUCCGGGGGCUGACCCCGGUGGCGGUGGGAGUGGGCCUCGGGGUGGGCCUCGGGGUGCCGCUCAUUGUGGCCAUUCUCCCCGGCGGCCCGGUAGCCACGGCGAAUGCUCCACGCCUGCACGACGCGCUGUAUGCCUCCAGCCGGCCUCAAACCCAGGCCGUGGAGAUCACCGUGUCCCGGUCCAACCCGGAUCGCGCGCGCUCGGCACUCCUGAUCACCGGCGCCCUUUUGGGCGGCUUCGGCGCCCUGGUGUACUAUGCCCUGCCGUUGGCACUGAUCUCGGGCAACUUGGGCCUUCUGUUUGACAUUUUCUUCAUCAUCCUAGCCGGCCUGAUCCUCGGGUGUGUGCUUAUUGCCCUGAAUGCCCAGCCGCUCGUCGAGCGGGGCCUGGUCUCGGCCAUGCUCUUUGUGGCCCGGUUCAUCGGCGAGUCGGCGGCCACGGCGGGGCUGGUCCGGUCAAACUUGAUUUCCCACCGCAAGCGCAAUCGCAAGUCCGCGUUGAUCUACGCCACGUCGCUGUCGUUCGUGGUCUUCCUGGCGGUCGCCGCCGACAUCGAGCUCCGGUCCAUGGAGUAUGAGACCAUUCGUUGGUUUGGUUCGGAUAUUCGAAUUGACUCGCGCAACAUCGAUCGCGGUGGCCCGACUUCCGGGAUCCGCGAAGUGGAGAAAAUUGAGGCCUGGUGCCAUGACAACCGGGAUCUGAUCGCCGGAUGCGGGUGGAUCAGCACCAGCACCUCGAAUGCCCUGGUGGAUAGCAGCUGGGAGUCCAACCGGCCGACGCGGCUGCAGACCGUCGGUCGGGCCAUUCGCGAGGAUCACUACGUGUAUGGCGUCACCCCGGACCUGUUCAGUGCCUUCCCCGGGAACAUGUAUGUCGAAUCGCCCACCACAUUGAACAUGCGGCGGUCGAUGCGCAUGGCGACGACGGCUGAGAUGGCCGCCGCGGCCGCCCAAUGGGGCGCCGUCAGCUCGACGGCCGAGCAGCAGCGCGCCCUCUCCCAGGCAAAGAUGGCCCACACGCCGGAGCUCCUGCUCUCCGGGGCCGGUCGAGGGCGCCUGGUCAUGGGGUCCUACGCCCGGCAGGCUUAUGGCCUGGAGCCGACGGCCAUCCGAGCGGUCGAGCAUGUGGCCCGCAUCUGGGACACGAUCCCGAUCUCGCGGAACUCCUCGGCCAUUCUGGUGGACGAGACCGACGGCCCGUAUAAGCCGGCUCGGCGCCAGCUGUCCAUCUUCCAUCGUGUGCGCCCGAUGGUGGGCGUCUUGACCAGCCCCAUGUUCACGGGGAUGUCCAGCUCGACCGAUGGGUAUCGGCAUUCGGUGACCUCGCUGCCGAACCAGCUGCGUUUGCUUUCCGGCUCCAUCCGAUCGGUAUCACAGACGUGGGGCGAGUGGGAUGAGGCUUUCGUCCAAGGCCCCUCGGCCUUCGGCCUGCCGCAUCGGCUAGACUGGAGCGAGCGCGUUUACGAAACGGUGUCCGACUUGCCUCUGCGUACUUUCCUGGCGAAACUCCGGCCCAACGUCACGGAGGCCCAGCUGGAGUACCUGAUUGCCGCGGCUCCGACGGACUCGCAGCAUGUCGUGCGCGAUGUGCGCGAUGAGAUCCCGAGCCUGGCUGGGAAUGCCCCGCUCUUGACGUUCCUCUUCCAAGGUGUUACCAUCAUCGUGCUGGUGGUGGCCUUCUUUGCCCUGUACACGGCCAUGGCGGCCAAUGUGGCCACCCAGCGGUCGUUCCUCUUCCAAGGUGUUACCAUCAUCGUGCUGGUGGUGGCCUUCUUUGCCCUGUACACGGCCAUGGCGGCCAAUGUGGCCACCCAGCGGUCGGAGAUCGGUGCCAUGCGGGCCAUCGGCGCCGGGCGGUGGUUUGUCUGGCGCGUGUAUGCCUAUGAGGCCUUUGUGCUGGUGGUGGCGUCGGCCAUCCUCGGCUCGAUCGUCGGGCUGCUGAUCGGCUGGCAUCCCGCUGGCUUUCCUCUUCCCCUGGUUGUCUGGCGCGUGUAUGCCUAUGAGGCCUUUGUGCUGGUGGUGGCGUCGGCCAUCCUCGGCUCGAUCGUCGGGCUGCUGAUCGGCUGGUCGAUCAGCGCCCAGCGGGCUCUCCUGACAGGCAUCCCGCUGGCUUUCCUCUUCCCCUGGACGCUGGUCCUGACCGUGGGAGCGGGGGCGGCCCUGUCGGCCCUGCUGGCCACCGCGGUUCCGGUGGCGCAUCUGGUUGCUGGUGGCAAUGGCACCGUCGUGCGCAUCAUGCGUGGCGGAACGUCCGACUGA